Messenger RNA from Lepisosteus oculatus (spotted gar), 5684 nucleotides. It is a transcript of the gene slc35a1, whose product is annotated as solute carrier family 35 member A1. Gene Ontology annotation, molecular function: pyrimidine nucleotide-sugar transmembrane transporter activity. The record is from RefSeq and is a predicted model, not a curated record. Gene Ontology annotation, biological process: pyrimidine nucleotide-sugar transmembrane transport. Gene Ontology annotation, cellular component: Golgi membrane. NCBI's taxonomy places the organism in Eukaryota, Metazoa, Chordata, Actinopteri, Semionotiformes, Lepisosteidae.
UUUAUUGAAUACUACAAAAAAACAUUGUCACAGGCAUACUGUUCUUUGGACACGUUUCUCCAAAACACUGUCUAUAGCGUCAUAACGAACGCCUUGUUCUUCCUGCAGUUUCAUCCACACACUUUAUAUGAUCCGAUCCCGUCCGUCUGCCAGACGGGGUAUUUCUGAGCACCAUCUGGCCGCCAGAUGUCACUGUGAUGCGAUGUUUCGAACGUUUCAAUCUUUUUCCGACUCGAUCGUUUCAUUUGUUUCGAUCCCUCAAAAGCCCCGUUUCUGCUAUCACUACUAAAAUCCAUUGCCCGCAGCGGCAUCCCUGUACGAAAACAAUUUCACCAUAGCGAUGCAAUCGCAAGAGCAGUGACGCCCAGAUAACAGAACGCAGGACACCAUCCGUCACUCUCCAAACUUCCGGUUCCGUCUCGGCAGUUUGACGUCACGACAGAAGAAAAGCCACGACCGUCGUGCAAUGUAUACUGUACUGUAUUCUGAAAGCAAUGUAGUACGAACACUGUAUGUAGACUUAUUGAUCUGUGUAGCAUGUGAGUAAUAUCGUCGCAGUUAUUUGUUCUCAGAAUAUAUUAUUUGCUGCAAUAACGGACAGCAAUAUCAACCGAUAAUCAUGGCUCACGAAAAAGUAACUGUUCUUUUCAAGAUGUAUUGCCUGGCAGUAAUGACGCUGGUGGCGGCGAGCUAUAUCGUGGUGCUGCGAUACACCAGGACGUUAUCGUCGGAUUUGUAUUUCUCCACUACCGCGGUGUGCAGUACGGAAGUUAUUAAAUUAAUUCUGAGCCUGGGAAUGUUAGCGAAAGAAACUGGGAGCUUUGGGAGGCUGAAGUUAUCGAUCACUGAAAACAUUUGUGGGAGUCCCAAAGAGCUGAUAAAACUCAGUGUUCCAUCUGUGGUCUAUGCUGUUCAGAACAAUAUGGCCUUCAUAGCACUAAGUAAUCUCGAUGCCGCUGUGUAUCAGGUGACCUACCAGCUGAAGAUCCCCUGCACUGCCCUGUGCACGGUGCUGAUGCUGCAGAGAUCCCUGAGUAAACUGCAGUGGUUCUCCGUCUUCAUGCUGUGUGGCGGAGUCACCCUUGUCCAGUGGGAACCCUCAGUGGCAACUAAAGUUCAGGUUGAGCAAAACCCAUUUCUGGGUUUUGUUGCUGUUGCAAUUGCUGUUCUGUGCUCCGGAUUUGCAGGGGUCUACUUUGAAAAGGUUCUCAAGAGCACAGACACGUCCUUGUGGGUGAGAAACAUCCAGAUGUACCUGUCUGGAAUUGUGGUCACUCUGAUAGGAGUCUUUGCGACUGACGGAGCCGCAGUGAUGGAGAAGGGCUUCUUCUUUGGCUACACACCAUGGGUCUGCCUUGUCAUUUUUCUGUCCAGCGUGGGCGGCCUGUACACCUCGAUAGUGGUGAAAUACACCGACAAUAUAAUGAAGGGCUUCUCUGCGGCUGCUGCCAUCAUUCUCUCCACCAUCGCUUCAGUGACCCUGUUCGGUUUACAGAUCACUGCUACCUUUGCGACCGGGACUUUGGUGGUGUGUAUUUCCAUAUACUUGUACGGCCUGCCGAAGCAAGACACGACGAAGCUUGUGAGGGACGAGGUGGAGCGGGAGGCGAAAGCCAAGCUGCUGGAGGUGUGAGCGCAGCCGGCAGUGUGGCGAAGGACAAGUGACGGAGCUCCGCGAGUGCUGCUCGCUGGACUGGCGGUUCCUUACACCGCAAGACAAGCAAGGAAGGAACGGCCACUUUUUUUUUAUCCUCGCGGUAAAUUAUUUUUGGAGUCGUCGAGGAGCGGAGGAGGACAAUUCCCUUUUUUGUGCUUCGAAACCUGUUUUUUUAUAGUUGCCGUCGUUUUUUAUCAUUGAAAGAUGAACGACACGUUUUUUCAACGCCACUCCUUAUUUAAACUCUUUAUCAGCUGGUGUAUUAGAAAGGCUGAGUAUUCUUCACAUUACAAGGAAACAUUUAAAGCCUUAAUCGGAGAAGAAUAUCAAUAUCACGAACAGCUGCCAAAUUCGGGCAGUUCCUGAGUCACCUAAGGCCGUUUGCCAAGCGCCCAGCCUCUGUGGGCAAAUAGCAGUGACGUCUCUGGAUUGACAUCACUUUGGUAACUCCCUGGAUGGUUCACGAUGUAUUCUCAGUGACCCUAGAGGUUAGCAAAGAGAGAUUUAAGCAACACAUUCAAUACCAUAUAUGAUACCAUUCAGCAUAAUAGCGUUAUAUUUGAAGACCAAAUCUCUGGAAACGACAAACAAAAUUCCGGCUUCCACCAAAAAGCAACCACGCUUGAAUCUCUAGAGUAAGAAUACUGCUCGUCGGGCAUCAUUUUGUAGCGAGAGAAUCAGCCAUGUACACAAAAAGGAUAUUAAUCUAUAUGGAACAAUAUGUGACUUUUGUGUCUGCUAAUACCUCAUCUGUUCCACAACAUUUGCAAAAAGUCCGUUUCGGCUGGACAGAUGCACAGACUUCUAAGACGUCUGCGCAGCAGGAAUCCCUCACACAUUUCCAGCGUUUGCAUGCCUCUGUUGAAAUUGUGUGACGCCUGCGGUGUUACGAGUCAAGUCUUUGUCCUCUGGGCUGCCGUCACAUUCGAAGAGACAGAGAUACUCGGAGGAGGCACGGGCUGUCUAGGACCAGAAUCCGGGACCCCUGCCCCAGAUACCACUGUAAAUAGAGCAUCUUAAAGAUUCAGAGAGUCAUCGACUUUAAAAGAAGCAGUAUUUUUUUUGUUUGUUUUAGAUACAGGGUGCCAACACUUUGUUUAGCAACUUUAUGUGCGAAUUAUGUUUCAGAUCCCUGUUGAGCUACAGUGUUGUCUGUCCAGUAACUGAACACUUGGGUGCUCUGAACACAGACUGGAUUAUCCAAACACUGAAGCGUAAUUGAAUACACCAAGAUUUCUGGUCAAACUAUCACAGUAUAACAUCUGGGAUUUUGAAAGACUCUGAGCAGGGGGGAAGUGUGCAGGUUAAUGAUUGUUCAAUUGUCACUGUUUUAAAUGUAUGCCGUUUGUUGCCAGACAGGUUAAACAAGAAAACCGGUUUUAAAUAAUUGGAGACAAAAUAGUGUCUUUUGAUUUAAAAAUGAAUUGAUAUUCUAAACUUAAUGCAGCAAUUGUCACUGGAGGAUUUUUAUGUUGAGCAGGGAGCAGCAAGCGUUAAACUAUAACACACAACCUGGCACUUAUUUUUAUGUGUAAUGGAAAUAUUUUGAAACAUUGCCGUUCAGUAUCAGUUGAUAAGCUUCUCAGUGUUUCCCAAAUCACUGCUCUUCUGAACUGCAACUGUAAUUAUGAUUUCCUGUCACCAAAUGCAGUAGCAUUCACUUUAAUGGCUCUGAAUAACUAUAUUUUCUCCAGAUACGUUAGUUAGAGUGAAGACCUGGCCUGACGUUUGCACUAUUGCUAAACAAAAUAUCAAGCCAACUGUCUUGUUUCACUGGGGGUUGCUGAUAAAUAAGUCAGCCAGCACACAGGAUACAAUACCACUCUUGUCUUUACUGAGAGAAAGAAAGGUUUUGGACUCUCAGCAUGGCUGCCAGCACAGCAUCCUUUUCUGGAAGUCACUGUUUCUGUUUCCAGUUUCCACUUCCGAUUUUAACCGGUUCUUAAAUGUUAAGACAAGUUUCAGUAAUUUUUGUUUUUCAAUAAAACCUUUUACCACCGAUAUAUGGCUAUAAGUGGACCAGUCAUGUAUCUUUUUCUAAGAGUUCUCCACUCGAUAUACUCUGCCAAAGUAAGAGCUUGCUUUUGCCCAAAUAGGCUCAAGUGGCCAUUUAAUACAAAUAGAGAAAUGUGACAUUCACUGUUAAAUACUAAAUUGCUACUCUUUUAUGUUUAAGCCAGUGGUUCCCAACUCUGGUGAUAAUUGAGCCUAAUUAAUGUCACCUAAUCUAUCUGCUUGUUUUUUUAGGCUUAUGACUUCUGCACUGUCCUGGUUUGUUCUUCAAGUAUAGUCUUCCUGCACAUUGGUGGUGGUGAAGGGGAUCCCCAUUACCUGUAAAGCGCUUUGAGUGGAGUGUCCAGAAAAGCGCUAUAUAAAUGUAAGCGCCUCUGCGGAGGACAGAUUGGUUACUGUUCUUCUAAAUUUCCCAAAUGAGUGGAGUUUUUUUCAAACUUAGAAAGUGGUAAAGGGUUGAUAACAUUUACAGCAUUAAGCACUUAAACAAAUUUCUAAAUCUGUUCAGUCAAUCAAAUUUAAAAUUUAAAUUGAUUAGCCUGUAACUCACAGAAGGCCAGGGUUGAGAAACACUAGGUUGGCAUCAAAAUAUUUUAAUUAUGGUUUUAAAUUCAUUAGAACAGAAUUGUUAAACUUAAAAUCUUAAGUUUGUUCACUGGAAUUUUGCCUAAUUUUAAUUUUCAAAGCUAAGCAUGGGACCUCAGAAACAAUGACCAGCUUCACAAACACAAAUGUGACCACAACCGCCACGUGCUUCUGAAUAGUCUGGCCCAAGAGGAAAAGUCACAAGACAGAACGACCAUGAGCUUAAAGCCUGGGGGACAGUGUUUAGUUUUUUAACAAAAACAUACUUGGGAUGGUGGGCUGGAGUUUCAGGAAUCUAUGGAGUAGUUUCCACAAGGCUUUGCAGAGCUGGAUAUCUCCUGUCUAAUUAACCCUGGAAGUGGACCAAAGGGGAGCUGGUGUGAUGGGAAUCUGGUGGUCUUGCUUGGUUUCAUGUUUUGCAGGAGUCUUGUUUUUCAGCUUUGUAGUGGGUACAGCACCUCCUGUCGAGACUUCUGUUGCAACUAACUGUACAUUUUCAUAGUGAGAGGGGGGGUGCGGUGUUUUUAGAGUGUAACUGAAAACAAGUAUCCCCAAUUUACAGUACAAAAAACCUAAAACAAGUGCUCUUGUUCACAUUUAAGGUUCUGAUUUCACUGUACUUGAAGCACCUUCCUGGAUGCAGCAAACCCAUCCUUGAUGGGUCAUAUUCAUUUUAUCAGAUCUCUGGAAGUGAUCAAAAGCUAUUUGCGGUUUUCACAUAACACCUAUUGAUCUAUACUAUACCUGGAAUCACAGAAACAUGGCUAACAUGAAAUAAAGAAGAUGAAAAACAACUUUAGUGCACACUGUUCUGGAGACAGGAGAGAAGAGGGGGAGAUAUAUAGCACUAUAUAUCUUUAAAAGAGUAUUCAAAUAUAGCACUAUAUAUAUCUUUAAAAGAGUAUUCAAGUGCAGGAACUAAACGUAGGAGAAACAAGAAUGUAUAAAAGUGAAACUGGUCAAAAAAUACCAAAAGUAUAGUGUUAGGACUAUGCUAUAGACCACAAACUAUAAUUCAGCACUGUACUCUAUAUAAUAAAAUUAACAAUUCAAGUGCAAAACAUGAAGUAGAGUUUGUGGAAGACUGACUUUCCCUCCAUAAACUUGAGUACAGCUGAUAGCAGUGGAGACUGGGCUGCUGACAGGUUUCUUGCACAGUUAAUGGGAACAUGCAAGAGGGAAUGCUUGUAUAGAUCUUUGUCUUCUCAAACGAGCAAGACCAGGGGCUAAAGGGAAUGUCCCAUACCGACCGACUGAAAGAACUGAACCUUUUUAGUCUUUAGCAGAGAAAACCAAGGGAGACAUGAUUCAAGUUUCCAAAAUCCACAAGGGUACCGGACAGUCAACCUGUGAGAUCUCUUCAGAACUGACAAUAAAACACAAACCAGAGGACACCAGUGAAAUAACAUUAAAGUGCAUUUAAAACUGA